AGUGCACCGCUCCACCAUGGCCAGAGUCGAGCCGGCAGGGCUCGCAUAAGUACUUCUGAUGAUCCCCCUUUCUCACACCAUCUUGCUUCUCUUUCCCAGCUCGUUACCACACCUCACGAUCUUGAUUGACUUUUCAAUCAUCCACUCUUUUUUGAGCUCGCUAUUGUUUUGCUUAGGUCUUUGACCUGUUACACUCGUUUUUUAACAUUCACCCCCCGUCCACUUACUCUAGUAUGCAAUAUUUGUCCGUCGCCUUGCCGCUGGCUGCUUUGGCCAGCGGCGUCCUCGCUAAUCCUGUGCACGGUGGUGCUUGCGUGAACAACGCUUGCUUGGCUGCUGUGACCGGCAAGGCUGCGUUGGGAGAUGGUGCGCUCAGAGCUUCUCACUGCUCCAGCUUCCUGGCAACAACCGUGACCCCGAUUGUCACCGUCACCGAGACCGUUACUGGCCACGGCAGCGACAACUGGAAGCGCGCCACCGUUGCGCUUUGCCCCAACGAGGUCCCCAACUACGCCAGUGCUUGCAACGAGGCGGCCUAUACCAGCGCAUGCUCAUGCUUUGGCUUCACCCAGGUGAAGACAACCACGGUUGCACCGACCACGACCACCAAGACCAUCUGGGUCAAGCCCACCGGUGGCUCCGGCUCCAGCUGCACGGUUGCUACCUCGACCCUGACCAGCACUGUCACUGGCACAACCACCGUCGUGAGCGGCAGCACUUGCCCGGUGGCUACUUCGACCACCGUCACUGAAACCUCCACCAAGAUUAUCCCGACCUAUAGCUCGUGCCCCGCAGCAACGACCACUACCGUUACCACCGAGGGAGUUGCCACUGCCACAACUAUCACCAUUACUAAGGAUGUCGCUGCGACGGCUACCACUGUCACUGUCACUGAAACUGCCACCACGACGCUGGGCAGCGGCACCUCUGGAGAGACUCCUUCGUCUUGCAUUGUGGACGAUGCUUUGGCCACCACCCUGGUCAACAACUUCAUGAUCUUGCUCGAGUUCACCUCGUACAACGGCACCCAAGGAGCCCCUGGCCGUGGCUACCAGCAAAACGUCUCCGACGCCACUUUGGCAUCCGACUUCAGCGAUAUCUCGGAUUCGAUCAACUUCAUGGCCGGUUUCCCUCUUGGCUCUGUCACUUUCCCCACCAAGCAAGCUUUCGAUUACGGCCAGGGUGUUCUCCAGCCCGAGGUUGCCGUCACUGCUCUUAACAUCUGGCACGACUGCAACUCCAUCACCUGGAGAUGGAGAAUCACGUCGACUCGCUUCCCUGUCAACGGUAUCAACCACAUGAUCAUUGACAGCGACGGCAAGAUCCAGAAGAACUACGCUGAGUUCGACAACGGUGCUUGGCUCCAGUCUUUCGGCCUGUCGUGCGCCACCAACCCACCCAGCGUGGCCUCCUCUGUCGCCCUCCGGGCCCGUGCUCUCGGUCUAGGCAUGUAAAAGGCGCAAGGUGCGUCGAGAAGGCGGUGGUAAUGUGCAGAGAGGAUGCAGAUGCAAGCGUUUUGAUUUCCAAUGGACAUAGAAGACACAGUCAAUCGUAUGCACAUCUAGGAUUUCAGGCAAAGGAGGGUAUUGCACAAGCUAGGAUGGUGUUCGUUUCCCUUGUCCCCAUGGUUCCCACAUCUUCAGGGCGAUUUUGAAAUGAUCGAUGAAAGCAUCGCUUUUUGCAUACUGCUUGACGGACUAAUGAAUUGCAUGGCAUGACCUGGCUACAGCAUGUCGCGGACUGUACAAUUGCGGAUUCUGUUGCCAAAAGUUCCCACUCCAACUGUACAUGCUGCUCUCCGUCAAAUGCGCAUCUGAAGAUAUAGGACGAUGGUGCAUGACUGUAUAUUCUGAGCACUUGACCAAUGCCAAGUGAUUCUUUGUUGAAGAAGCAUCUUCAUAGUCGAAGCGUGGAUGCUAACAAACCUGCUUCACAAUUACCAAUCAUGAGCUGACGGAACUCCGGCUGAGAAAGUCUACGACAACGGGCAGUGCUCGGGUUUCCGAAGUGUACAUGCAAGCAAGACUGUAUAAAUCCCACAGACUCUUCCGUACCCGAACUCUCUCU
Molecule: messenger RNA, 2067 nt
Organism: Cladophialophora immunda
Lineage: Eukaryota; Fungi; Ascomycota; Eurotiomycetes; Chaetothyriales; Herpotrichiellaceae
Exons: 2
Coding region: 234-1454 (406 amino acids)
Source: RefSeq, a predicted model, not a curated record